Cervus elaphus (red deer) is the source of this 1701-nucleotide messenger RNA. RefSeq names its product docking protein 3 (gene DOK3). The transcript has 6 exons. Bases 176 to 1516 code for a protein of 446 amino acids. Gene Ontology annotation, biological process: positive regulation of MAPK cascade; cell surface receptor protein tyrosine kinase signaling pathway. Gene Ontology annotation, cellular component: cytoplasm. The record is from RefSeq and is a predicted model, not a curated record. NCBI's taxonomy places the organism in Eukaryota, Metazoa, Chordata, Mammalia, Artiodactyla, Cervidae.
CUCACUCACGUGGCUGGGGCUGUGCUGUGAGGGCUGGGGCCUUUGUGCUCUCAAGAUAGUGUGGGGUGGUCCAGGGAGACCUGAAGGAAGAAGGCCAGAGGAAGGAGGCCCAGUGCCCUGAGGAGCACGUCUCCUCAGGUCCUCGGAGUGGCGGCCCUGGGGCCCGGCCGCGGCCAUGGAGCCUCUGGAGACCCCCGUCAAGGACGGCAUCCUCUACCAGCAGCACAUCAAGUUCGGCAAGAAGUGCUGGCGGAAGGUAUGGGGUCUACUCUAUGCAGGAGGCCCCUCGGGCGUGGCCCGGCUAGAGAGCUGGGAGGUCCGGGAUGGUGGCCUGGGGCCAGCAGGUGACAGGUCGGCGGGGCCUGGCCGGCGGGGAGAACGGCGGAUCAUCCGCCUGGCUGACUGCGUGUCCGUGCUACCGGCUGAUGGCGAGAGCUGCCCCCGGGACACUGGUGCCUUCCUGCUCACCACCACGGAGCGAAGCCACCUGCUGGCUGCAGAGCACCGCCAGGCAUGGAUGGGCCCCAUCUGUCAGCUGGCCUUCCCGGUGAGCACAGGGCAGGGCACAGGGGAGAGUUCCUCGGGAUCUGGGGAGGUGGAGGCUCGGCAGAGGAGCCUAGUCCCCAUGGAGGAGAACUCCAUCUACUCUUCCUGGCAGGAAGUGGGCGAGUUCCCGGUGGUGGUGCAGAGGACGGAGGCAGCCACCCGCUGCCAGCUGAAGGGGCCCUACCUCCUGCGGCUGGGACAGGACGCUCUCCAGCUGAGCGAACCGGCCAGCCCGCAGGCGCUCUACACCUGGCCCUACUGCUUCCUGCGAAAGUUCGGCGCCGACAAGGGCGUGUUCUCCUUUGAAGCCGGCCGCCGCUGCGACUCGGGCGAGGGCCUCUUCGCCUUCAGCAGCGCCCGCGCCCGCGACCUGUGCGGAGCCUUGGCCGCAGCCAUCGCCCGCCAGCGGGAGCGGCUCCCGGGGCCCCGGCCCUGCCCUCUGCCGCGGGCCACCUCGCUGCCCUCGCUGGAGCCUCCAGGCGAGCUGCGGGAGGGGCCCCCGCGGCCCGAAGCGCCCGGCUCGCGGAAGAUGCGCGCGGCCGAGCCCGGGCCACAGAGUCUGCCGCCGCUGCUGGGCCCCGCGGUCUCCGAGGAGCCGCCGGCAUUGCUCUACGCGUCCGUGUGCAAGCGGGCCAGCGGGCCCCCGAGCGCCGCCGCGGAACACCUGUACGAGAACUUGUUCGCGCCCGACGCCAGCUGCCGGGAGCUGGUGCGCGAGGGCCCGGGCGGCGGCAGCCCCCCGGCCAGCCCCAUCUACCACAACAGCCAGGACCUGGGCUGGCCCGGCGCGGCCCACGACAGCAGCCUGGAGGCCCAGUACCGGCGGUUGCUGGAGCUGGAGCUGGCGGAUAACGGCGACGAGGCGGCGGGGUCUGGCCGCCCCGGCGCGCACUCAGGCUUCAAGGCCAAGCUGGUGACGUUGCUGAGCCGAGAGCGGAAGAAGGGCCCGGCCCCCUGCGACCGGCCCUGAACCACUUAGCGUGGCCGCCCUAGGAGAGGAGGGCGCUCUCCCUGGGACAAGAAGGCAGGGAGGACCACGGACAUCUGGGGACGCAACCCUCACACGCACUCCAGCCUGGAGGGACAAGGCGGGAGGCCCCCCCGGUGUAUAGUGUACAGAUUUGCUGGUAAUAAAGCCUUUGUAGUUCUCCUCUC